GGUGGGUGUGUGAAGAAGAGGCCACCGAAUGCAUUGCCUGGCAACGCGUCUGGGAUCUGCCGCAUUCCGUCCCGAGGACUCGGCGGGAGAAUGUUUCUUUUCUGUCGUUACGUCUAAAGCGGCGCCUGCGGAACGGCGCCUUUUAUUUCCAUUUCUUCCCUUCCCUCGGAGCGGGGAGGAGGAGAGGAAUUCGCUGGGCUUGGAAACUUGCUGCUACCAGCAGACGACGCUCCUUCCUCUCUGCUUUCCGUCCAAGCCGGCGGAAGGCAGCUCGCCUCCCUCUCGCACGGCAGAGCCAGCUUGAAAUAAAAUCCAAUUUCAUUUGAAAGAAGCAUUUCCUGGUCUCUCAUCAGUAUUGGGACUAAGUGAUUUGGCUGUUCCUGAACCCCUGGCGGUCUUUUGCCCAUAACAAUUUGGUGACCCCAAAGAGACCACACUGCUUGAUGUUGCCAAGGCCCUGAUACCCUUAAACCUGACCAAAGGAGCAACACAGGCCACUUGUGAAAAAUGCCUACAGAUGCUCCGAGACAUGUGGGAGUGUGGCGACAAACCAGAGCUCUUUUAUACAAGAACUGCCUAGUUAAAUGGAGGACGAAAAAGAGCAGUGUUCAGGAAGUCCUACUUCCACUUUUCUUUUUAUUUUGGCUAAUAUUAAUGAGCAUGAUGUAUCCAAACAAGAAAUAUGAUGAGGUGCCUGAUUCUGAUCUUUAUUCUGUGGAUCACUCCAGCAUCUCUGAGUUAAUUGUUGGCUACACACCAGCGAAUGAUGAGACAAGAAAAAUCAUGCACAAAAUGUCUGCAGAAUACUUUACAGAAGGAAUCAUUACAGAAGAAUUUCUAAGUGAGGAGGGAAUGCAAGAGGCUAAUCUUCGUAACCCUCGAAAAUUUGUGGGUGUAGUUUUCAAGGAUUCUAUGUCCUACCAUCUCAGAUUUCCUCCUGCAAAGGUUCCAGUAUCUGCAAUUUAUAUGGAAUCCAGAGCCAGCUGCCCAAGCCCUUCCAAGAUAUGUGAAGCUGAAACGUACUGGCGCAAUGGAUUCACUGCUCUACAGAUCAGUAUUGAUGCAGCAAUUAUACAGCUGAAGACAAAUCAUUCGCUAUUGGAAGACCUGAAACUAACAAACGCGGUCAUGAUGGGAGAGUCUGCCAUUAUGGAAAUAGACAAUUUCCCUCGUGCAAUCAUUUUAAUUUAUUUAGUAAUUGCCUUUUCCCCCUUUGGUUAUUAUUUGGCAAUUCAUAUCGUGGCAGAAAAGGAGAAGAAAUUGAAAGAAUUUUUAAUGAUCAUGGGUCUCCACGACACUGCCUUUUGGCUUUCUUGGGUCCUACUGUAUACCAGUCUGAUAUUUGUCAUGUCCCUUCUCAUGUCGGUCAUUGCAACAUUCUCUUCGCUCUUUCCCAAAAGUAGCAGCUUUGUGAUAUUUCUUCUUUUUUUCCUAUAUGGAAUAUCUUCCGUUUUCUUUGCAUUUAUGCUGACCCCUCUCUUCAAAAAAUCAAAAUAUGUCGGUACGGUUGAAUUUCUGACCACCCUGGCUUUUGGUUUUGUGGGCCUGGCAAUCGUCCUGCUGGAGGAUUUUCCAAAGUCAUAUGUCUGGUUACUAAGUCCUCUGUGUCAGUGCACAUUUUUGGUUGGUGUUGCACAGGUGAUGCAUCUGGAAGAUUAUGAAGAGGGAAGCAUUUUCUCAAAUUUAAGCCAUGGUCCUUACCCUCUAGUUAUUGCACUUUCACUAUUGGCCCUGGACAGCAUGCUUUAUCUACUCCUAGCACUUUACCUGGAUCAGGUGAUUCCAGGAGAAUAUGGACUGCGGAGAAACUUUUUUUUCUUCCUGAAACCAUCGUUUUGGUUAAAGCGAACCAGAAAUUAUAAAGAAUUGUAUGAGAGCAGCAUUAACGGGACCUUAGAUUUCAAUGAGAUAAUUGAACCGGUAUCCUCUGAAUUUCAGGGGAAAGAAGCUAUCAGAAUCAACUGUGUACAGAAAACAUUUGUUAAGAAAGGUGAAACUGUCGAGGCUCUAAAAAGUUUAUCCUUUGACAUAUAUGAGGGUCAAAUAACAGCAUUACUUGGACAUAGUGGAACAGGAAAAACAACCUUAAUGCACAUUCUUUGUGGAUUGUGUCCACCUUCUGAUGGUUUUGCAUCAAUCUAUGGAUAUAGAGUUUCUGAAAUAGAUGAAAUGUUAGAAGCAAGAAGAAUAACUGGAGUUUGCCAGCAGCUAGAUAUAUAUUUUGAUGUAUUAACAGUGCAAGAAAAUUUGUCAAUAGUUGCCUCAAUUAAGGGGAUACCCCCCAAUGAUAUGAUACAAGAGGUCCAGAGAGUUUUACUAGAUUUGGAUAUGCAGCCCAUAAAAGAUAACCAAGCAAAAAAGUUAAGCGGAGGACAGAAAAGGAAGCUGUCAAUUGGAAUUGCGAUUCUUGGAGAUCCAAAGGUAUUACUCUUAGAUGAACCAACUGCUGGCAUGGAUCCGUGCUCACGGCACACAGUUUGGAACCUGUUGAAAAACGGAAAAGCCAAUCGCGUGACGGUGUUCAGUACCCAUUUCAUGGAUGAAGCAGACAUUCUUGCUGAUCGGAAAGCUGUGAUUUCUCAAGGAAUGCUGAAAUGCCUUGGCUCCUCUCUGUUCCUUAAAACAAAAUGGGGGAUUGGCUACCGCUUGAGUAUGCACAUAGACAGGUACUGUAACACAGAAGGUACAGCAUCUUUGAUCAGACAACAUAUCCCUGGAGCCAGUUUGUUAAAGCAGACUGAAGAGCAGCUUGUGUAUGCCUUACCUUUUAAUGACAUGGACAAAUUUUCAGCACUGUUUGCUGAUCUAGACACUCACUCUCAUUUGGGUGUCAUUUCUUAUGGAGUAGCCAUGACGACUUUGGAGGAUGUGUUCCUCAAGCUGGAAGUUGAAGCAGAAAUCGACCAAGCAGAUUUCAGUGUAUUUAACCCAGAGCAAGCUGAAGAGGAAAUGGAUGAGAAAUCUGUUGAUGAGUUAGAGCAGAGCCUACUACUGCUAUCCGAGACGAAAUCUUGUGCAGUGAGCAAUAAGUCUCUUUGGAAAAAGCAGGUCUUUACCAUGGCGAAAGUACACUUCCUUAACUUAAAACGAGAGGUUAAAUCAGUGGCAGCGGUAUUCUUGCUAUUCGCAGUGUUUCUUCUUAUUCAGAUUCUUAUGUUCCUUAUACACCAUUCCUUCAAAAACGCAGUGAUCCCUAUCAAACUCUCCCCAGAUUUAUAUUUUCUUAGCCCCAAUGAAACUCAUCACAAAUACAAAACCAGCCUCCUCAUUCAAAACUCUACAGGGUCAAACAUUGACGACAUCCUCAGAUCUCUUAGGAGCCAGAAUAUUCUGACAGAGAUACUCAAUGGCAGUGACUACGGAUCAGCUGACUCCCAUGGAACAGCAUUGAAUGGCAGUGAUUACAUCUCAUUUGCUCCACAUAAUGCAGUAUUAAACGUGUUGCAUGAUGACAAGAACUACAUGUUUACAGUGGCUUUUAACCGUACAAUGGUGCAUUCUUUACCUGUUAUGAUGAAUAUCAUUAGCAACUUGUACCUGCACAAUUUAAACGUAACCGAAAGGAUCCAUGUCUGGAGUAACCCUUUCUUUCAAGAAAUUACUGACACAGUUUUCACACUAGUUCUGUACUUUGAGGCUGUGUUACUAGGAGUCAUUGUAACUGGGAUGCCGCCAUAUUUUGCCAUGGAGAACGCAGAAAAUCACAAGAUCAAAGUCUACACUCAACUUAAGAUCUCAGGUCUUUAUCCAUCUGCAUACUGGUGUGGACAGGCGCUAGUUGACAUUCCUUUAUUUUAUAUUAUUCUCCUCCUCAUGAUGGGUAGCUUAUUUGUAUUUCACCAUGGAGUUUAUUUUUUCCCUGAAAAGUUUAUUGCUGUGAUUUUUUGCCUCAUUGGCUACGUACCAUCAGUAGUUCUGUUCAAUUAUGUUGUCUCCUUCACCUUUAAAACGAUUCAAAACACCAAAGAAUUUUGGUCAUUCAUUUUUUCAGUGGCAGCCUUGGUUUGUUCUGUUGUCAUCGAAAUAGCGUUUUUUAUGGUGUACUACACAACAGCGGCCGUCCUUCACACCUGUUUUUCUGUCUUUAUUCCAAUCUAUCCCCUUAUUGGAUGCCUCAUUUCUUUUAUAAAGAUAGCCCGGAAACUUGAUAACAAGAUGGAAAGGAAUUCAGAAAGAUUGCUGGUUUCAGUAGUAGCGCCUUAUUUGCAAUGUGUAAUUUGGCUCUUCCUUCUACGAUAUCUUGAGGUGAAGUGUGGAGGCAAAUCGUUGAGAGAGGACCCAUUUUUCAGAACUCCCGUGAAAGUGAAGCCCUGGAAGUUCCCAGAUGUGCCACAUAAUGAAGAUGAGGAUGAAGAUGUUAUGGCUGAGCGGUUGAGGGUUAAGGAGAUGACAACCUGCCAGAGCUGUGAGGAGAAACCAGCAGUUUUGGUCAGUAAUUUGCAUAAAGAGUACGAUGAAAAGAAAGAUUUUCUUCUUGGAAGGAAAAUAAAGAAAGUGGCAACAAACCAUGUCUCUCUUUGCGUAAAAAAAGGGGAGAUUCUGGGACUGUUGGGCCCCAAUGGAGCUGGGAAGAGCACACUCAUUAAUAUAUUGGUGGGAGAAGUCGAACCAACUUCAGGCCAGGUGCUGAUGGGAGAUUAUUCCUUAGGUGAGAAUAAUGAGGAUAGCUCCAUGAGAUUUGUGGGAUACUGUCCUCAGACAAACCCCCUCUGGCCUGAUAUUACAUUGCAGGAGCAUUUUGAAAUUUAUGGUGCCAUCAAAGGAAUGAAUGAAAGCGACAUGAAUGAAGUCAUAAAAUGCGUUUCCAGUGCACUUGACUUCAAGGAACAUCUUCAGAAAAGGACAAAGAAACUUGGAGCAGGAAUCAAACGGAAGCUAUGUUUUGCCUUAAGUAUGCUUGGUAACCCUCGUAUUACUCUACUAGAUGAGCCAUCUACUGGUAUGGACCCCAAAGCAAAGCAACAUAUGUGGAAAGCGAUUCGUGCAGCUUUUAAAAGUAAAGAGAGAGCAGCCAUUCUGACAACUCACUAUAUGGAAGAAGCAGAGGCUGUGUGUGAUCGUGUUGCAAUCUUGGUGUCUGGAAAAUUAAGAUGCAUUGGUACAGUUCAACAUCUCAAGAGUAAAUUUGGCAGAGGAUAUUUCUUAGAAAUGAAACUGAGACAUGUGCCGCUUACAGAGAAGAAGGAGUACCUUCAGAGGGAGAUUCUGCGCAUCUUUCCAAAUGGAACUUACCAGGAAAGUUUUGAAUCUAUUUUGGCUUACAAAAUCCCAAAGGAAGAUGUCCACUCACUUGCAUUAUCGUUUUCUAAACUGGAGGAAGCAAAACAUGCGUUUGAUGUUGAAGAGUACAGCUUCUCCCAAGCAACACUUGAACAGGUAUUUGUGGAACUUGCAAAAGAGCAAGAGGAGGAAGACAGUGGUUUUGGAACACUAAACAGCACUCUUUGGUGGGAACGAGCGCAGGAGAGAGUGGUUUUCUGAUCUGGUCUGCGUUGUAGAAUUUUACCAGUUUCAUUCUUCAACUUUUUUUUUAAAGGACUGUUCCCCCCCCCCCCCCGUCUUUGUUUCCUUCCUUUGGAAUGUGUAUGAGCACAGUGAAUCGGAAACAUAUUUCCAAACAAUUCUAAGUAUAACACUGAUUUCACCUAAAAAUGCAAAAUGGAGCCUAUUCACCUUCUUUGCCUUACAUACAUCAACAUUAUAAAUGUCUUUUAUCUAUGACUUGCUCUUUUUAUGUGAAACGUUUUGUAGCCAUGGCAGAAAGAGGGCAGAUUAGAAUUUAAUUUUGGGGGUGCAAUAUAUGCUUUCUACUCUAGAAUUUCAUAUACCAAAUUGCAUCAGUCAGUACAAGUAUGUGGUAUCCUCUUUAGCAGAAGACAACUACAGAUUUUUAAAAUUUAUGAUUACAAGGCAUUUAAAUGUGCUGCAGUUCAUGAAGCUUGAUUUCAAGAACCACCUCUGAAGAAGUUGUAGGGAGAACAUUUUGCGACACUACUGAGCAGUCUACAGUAUAGUAAUCGGUUUAUAUGGAUAUUUUUCAGAGGAGAUUUUUGCUAAAGACCAUACUGACAUGGUUCCGGUUCAACCUGGUAACUCCUGUCAAUUUGCACACAUUUUUAUGUAAGCUAAAUCAUAAGAGAAAGCAGUUCCCUAGACUAGCAGGUAUUAUUCAGGUGGCUCAAAGCUCAGGUACACCUCAAUUUGUAAUAAACCACAAAAUAGAAUACUUAGCAUUUAUUUAAUCUUCUUCAAACUUCUGGGGAAAUUCAUAUUGGAAUUUUCUUUGUAUGCUAAGUGCUCAAGUUGAUCUUACUGUGCAACCCAAAGUAAGGAAGUCUGCCCGGGGACAGGAACAUUGGCAGUUCUGGCAUCACAGACUCCCAUUUCAUACAGUCCCCAUUGUAUGAUGGCUGAGAAAAGGGGAGCAAGAGCAUCAGAAGGCACAAGGACACGUCCAUGAUAGCCCCAACCCACAGCAGCAAAUUCAGACGCAGCUCCCAGCAGCAAAGGCUGAUCCACCCAGUACACACAUGACCAGACAACACAUGACACUCACACUCACUGUGAUACUGUAAAUACACUUAGCACCAGCAGUGCUGCAGCUGGGUGGAAAUCAACACCUUGUCAUUUCCACUUCAGGUCCCUAAACACAGCACUCACACCACCAAAACACACAACAACAGGCAGAUCAUUUUUUUAAAGCCCUUUAUUGUUACGAUGGAACCAGCUACACUGUCAAACAAUCGACACCUUCUCAUUUCCACUUCAGGUCCCUAAACACAGCACUCACACCACUGAAACACACAACAACAGGCAGAUCGGUUUUUUUUAAGCCCUGUAUUGUUACGAUGGAACCAGCUACACAGUCGAACAAAAUACCUCUGUGCACCUUGUUGGGAAUCCCUCUAGAAUGACAUGUGUGCAUGUUGGCUUGGUGUGCUUACAUCUGCAACCUGAGCGGAGUAGCAGAAGUUUAUUUACAUUUGUAUCAUAAAAAUAUAUAUCAAAGCGGUUUACAGCAAUAAAAACAUAAAAUGGGGCCUGUGGUUGUCCAUGGGUGGGCUGGCUCUUUUGUUGCAGGGGGCUCGGUCAUUUGCUUACAAAGACAUGCUCCCCCUUUCUGGACUAGUUUUGCUGGGUGGGGUUGCUGUGGGAAGUCCUCUCCGACCCGGUUACCAUUUUUUAGUGGCGUUUCCUGCUGGGUCCUGUUAUCUGUAGAGCUGCUGCUAAAGAGCCUGCUUGGGAUGGAAGCCCAAGAGUAGCGUUAGCUUUGCCCCAUGAGCUGUAGAGGUAAACUUUGAACAAAGUGCCUUCUGUUUAUGUUCUGUGCAAAAUGCCCUUUCACCAGAACCCCCCACCCCCUCAAGUUCCAAGUCCACAGGCAGAAGCAUAGCCUCAUGCCGUUUUACCUGUUCUGACAUUCUGAGUAGGGUUUGACACGUCACAGGUUUGUAUCCAAUGUACUCCAGUGGUUGGCUGUCUGGUUCUGCCACAUGGAUGAGAGAGGGAGGGAGAGCAAACCGGGAAGUCUGGUUUUGACAUGUUUGUGUCUUACUGGGUUUCCCUUCCACCAGACCUUUCGGUGGGAUUUGCCAGGUUGUAAGGGUGUGGCCAGCAGCUAUGGGGUCUGGUCAGAUGUGGAACUGUGUCUGUCCCUAACCACGCCCAUUCUUCACCAAAAGCACCCCAUCUGUGUGCUUUUCACCAGGUCAAUUACCAGCAAUUAUGUCUUCUGCCCUCUCCAUGGCCAAGGAGACACUUUUCUGACAGCUUGGACCCUCUCUGCCAGUACAGGGCCCCAGUACUGCCACAUCCAAACCCAUUUAAAUGAAGCUAUGCACUAUUUGAGUUAGAAUCUACAUUGUCAGUUUGCAAAUUUUAAUGCUUUUUUAAAGCAAGUUGUGCAUCAGAAUUAAUGACAUUUAUGCUCUAGCCCCCAUCUCCAAGCCCCUUUCCUUUUGUGUUGUAUGGGCUAAAUACCAGCCACAUGAUCUUAUAGCACUGCAGGUCAGUUGGGCAUAAUCAGCAUUUCACUAGUUUAGAAGAGAGAUUUAUUGGGUCAAGUCCCAGAAAUAUAUUGCACUUUAAGGCUGUGUAGGAUUACAUUAUAAACCACUCUGAACAACCACAUACUAGUCAACAAAAUCCAAAUACAUGUACAUAAAGUGUAGUAUAAGGCUGCCAGGUAUAUAAAUUGUUUGUUUUGAAUGGUAAGUCUAAAUUGUGUCACUGUUGCAAGUUGCACAGAAGCCUAUACUGCAUGCACAAUUACAUUUAAAUAGUUUAAAUAAAUAGGUUUCUUUCACGUUUACAAAUGCAGAUUGUGAAAACCAAAUAGCUAAAUCUAUUUGUACAUUCCUUAAUAGCCUAUAGCAUGUUGAACUGUUGCAUCAUUGUGGUUAUUUCUGUUGAGAGUUUCAACACAUUAAGAUCUACCACUUUUGGCAGGCAAACUUUUCUGUGUUCAGUUUUCAAGGUCUUUCCUUGACAGUGAAAUUGUAGCCACGCACACCACAACCUUGUAUUUAUUGUGAUGUUGAUGAUGAUAACUAUGGAAAAACAUAACGAAGCUGUUCCAGUAUCACUGGGAAGUAAUAAAGAUCUAUGUUUCGUAUA
Messenger RNA from Podarcis muralis (Common wall lizard), 8616 nucleotides. RefSeq names its product cholesterol transporter ABCA5-like. The record is from RefSeq and is a predicted model, not a curated record. Lineage: Eukaryota; Metazoa; Chordata; Lepidosauria; Squamata; Lacertidae. Gene Ontology annotation, cellular component: late endosome; membrane. Gene Ontology annotation, molecular function: ATP binding; ABC-type transporter activity; ATP hydrolysis activity. Gene Ontology annotation, biological process: transmembrane transport; lipid transport.